Messenger RNA from Alternaria atra, 249 nucleotides. RefSeq lists its product as uncharacterized. The record is from RefSeq and is a predicted model, not a curated record. NCBI's taxonomy places the organism in Eukaryota, Fungi, Ascomycota, Dothideomycetes, Pleosporales, Pleosporaceae. The transcript has a single exon. The coding region runs from base 1 to 249 and encodes 82 amino acids.
AUGGCCACAGACUUUAGGCCGGAGCAGGCUCUAGAUUUCGAUGGCGCGCUCCUCCAAGAACUCCAAGGCGAUGUCAGCGACUCUAUCGCUCGGCAGCUCCUCGAAGAGAUCCCACCAUUAACUGUACCGACAGUCGUCCAUGACAACAACUGCGGUUACGACGCAGUAACUAUGGCAAUCAUGGAAAGCAAUCCACCAGCCGAUCUGAAGAUCCACGCCACCGACGUGAAUCCCAUGUUCUUCGUUUAA